Molecule: messenger RNA, 2625 nt
Organism: Urocitellus parryii (Arctic ground squirrel)
Lineage: Eukaryota; Metazoa; Chordata; Mammalia; Rodentia; Sciuridae
Source: RefSeq, a predicted model, not a curated record
AAUAAGAAGGGGCCAAAGUCCCAAAUCCCCUACAAGAGCUCACCCUAUUGGCCUAACUUCCUUUCACUAGGCCACAACUCUUUAAAGUUUCCACCACCUCCCAAAAGCAUCUUGGGCUGGGAACCAAGUCUUUAACACCUGGGCCUUUGGGGGGUCGCUCAAGAUCCCAAGAUAUAGCAGCUACAUUCAUAAUUCUUUCUGUUGGGUGUGUUUUUGUCACUGGAUGAAUAUUCAUUAAAUAAAAGACCUGGCACCUUGAGAACCUUAAAUAGUAUAAACAGGAUUUCAUGGUAGCCUGUCCUCCAUUUUCUCCAUCUAUAUGCUGUGUGAGGGCUGGUCCUGGGAGAGCUGGAGUGGCUUGUUCUUACAGGUAUCAGUGACUUUCGAGGAUGUGGCUGUGCUCUUUACUCGGGAUGAGUGGAAAAAGCUGGAUCCWUCCCAGAGAAGCUUGUAUCGGGAGGUGAUGCUGGAGAACUWUAGUAACCUGGCCUCACUGGGAGGACUCCCAUUUAUCAAACCAAAGGUGAUCUCCCUGUUGCAGGAGGGAGAAGAUCCCUGGAAGGUAGAGAAAGAAAAUUCUGGAAGUACCUCUCUUGCGUGGAAGAGCCAUCAUAAGACCACAAAGUCAACUCAAACACAGGACUCUUCAUUUCAGAGAUUGAUAAUGAACCGAUCCAGAAGGAAUGGACUUGGACCCUUGGACUUGAAAUCAGAAAAAUCAUGCAUAUAUGAAGGCAAAUUAGAGAAAAAACAGGAUAAAAAGGAAAUUUUUCAGAUAGUUUCAGYCACCCACAAAAAAACCUUAAUUGUAGAAAGAAGCCAUAAAAAUGUUGAAUUUAGCCAGAACUUCAACCCAAYGUCAGUAGUUGUUAGGCAACAGAUAGUUCCCAGAGAGAAACCACCACCAAAAUGUGAAAAAAAAGGAAACACUUUGAAACAUAAUUCAAAUUUACCUAAUCAGCCAAAAAUGACAGCAGAUAAACGCUAUCAAUGUAGUAUGUGUGAGAAAACCUUCAUUAAUACUUCAUCCCUUCGUAAACAUGAGAAAAAUCAUAGUGGAGAGAAAUUAUUUAAAUGUAAAGAAUGUUCCAAAGCCUUUAGCCAAAGUUCAGCUCUUAUUCAACAUCAAAUAACUCAUUCUGGAGAGAAACCUUACAUAUGUAAAGAAUGUGGGAAAGCCUUCACUCUCAGUACAUCCCUGUAUAAGCAUCUAAGAACCCACACUGUGGAGAAAUCCUAUAGAUGUAAGGAAUGUGGUAAGUCCUUCAGCCGAAGGUCAGGGCUUUUUAUACAUCAGAAAAUCCAUGCUGGAGAAAACCCUUAUAAAUAUAAUCCAGGUAGGAAAGCAUCUGGUUGCAACACAUCCCUUCCUGGUCAAAGAGUUCAUCCCAGAAAGAAGUCCUAUUUGUGUAACGAAUGUGGCAACACCUUUAAAUCUAGUUCAUCCCUUCGUUAUCAUCAGAGAAUUCACACCGGAGAGAAACCUUUCAAAUGUGGUGAAUGUGGGAGAGCCUUUAGUCAGAGUGCAUCACUUAUUCAACAUGAACGAAUUCACACUGGUGAAAAGCCCUAUCGAUGUAAUGAAUGUGGAAAAGGCUUCACUUCUAUUUCACGACUCAAUAGACAUCGAAUAAUUCAUACUGGUGAGAAGUUUUAUAAUUGUAAUGAAUGUGGCAAGGCCUUAAGUUCCCAUUCAACUCUUAUCAUUCAUGAGAGAAUUCACACUGGAGAGAAACCAUGUAAAUGUAAAGUGUGUGGGAAAGCCUUCAGGCAGAGUUCAGCUCUCAUUCAGCAUCAGAGAAUGCACACUGGAGAAAGACCCUACAAAUGCAAUGAGUGUGGGAAAACAUUCAGGUGUAACUCAUCCCUUAGUAAUCAUCAGARAAUCCAUACUGGAGAGAAACCCUAUCGAUGUGGGGAAUGUGGGAUGUCAUUUGGCCAAAGUUCAGCCCUUAUUCAACAUCGAAGGAUUCAUACAGGAGAGAAACCCUUUAAAUGUAACACAUGUGGGAAAACUUUUAGACAAAGCUCCUCACGUAUUGCACACCAGAGAAUUCAUACAGGGGAGAAACCCUAUGAGUGCAACACAUGUGGGAAACUUUUCAACCACAGGUCAUCCCUUACUAAUCACUAUAAAAUCCAUAUGGAAGAAGAACCCUAGAAAGUACAUUUGCAUGUGUAAAAGCCUUAAACCAAAGCUCAUCAGAGAACACAUACUUCAAGAGUGAUGUAAUAAAUAUUGAAAAAGCCUAUAAUCAUUUAGUGCCCAUUAGCUAUCAAAUCCCAUGGACAAAUCUUGAUUAUGUAAUAGCUAAAAGGAAAGCAUUCAUGCCUGUCACUUUUUAAAAUAACCUGAGAAUUCAUAAGUGGAGACACYAACUUUGGGCAUUUGUAAAAUAAAAGGUGUUUGAUUUUCCUCUUUCCUACAGCAGUGUAGUCUAGCUAUCACAUGUGAUCAUCAUAAACAUCAAGUGGGUAGGGAUUUCUCUGGUUUUCUCAUAAAAGCACCAAACUCUACACUGGUGAUAUUUUUUAUAACAUUUUAGUAGCAUAUGAGUGAAUGAAUCAAAGAAAUUAUACGUUUUUAAUGAAAAGGACCAAAAUAAAAGAUUAAAAUAARCUGUA